AUGAGUGAAGAUAAACUUUGUAGCUAUGAAGUGCCACAAAAGUUUACUGAAUGGCUUUUGGCCAUGGGCUGUCCAGCUGAGAAAGUUCCUACAGUAGAUAAAGUGACUUUAAUGUGCAGAGGUCAAUACUACAUGGUAUGGCGCAGUUUGAUGGAACAUGUUUACCCUAAAAAUGUUAUCAGGGAUAAGAGACUACAAGUGUUUUGUAACGAUGUGAGCAUAUGUAAGAAAAAAAGCGCUUUCAGCCAGAAUCUGAAUGUGAAUGUGAUUGUGCCUGAACAAAUAUGCCUGUAUCAGCAGCAAAAAGAUUUAAAGGAAAAGGUUUACGAUGCUGAGAACCGAUUGCAGCAAUCUCAAGAGACACUAAAUCAACUGAUGGAUAAGAUCACUACGAAGGUGUCGCAACGCAAUGUAUCCCGUCAGCGUAUCCAAGACCUCCAACGCAGAGUGUGGCUUCUUCAACAAGUCUCUGAGGAAUUGCAGUGUAGAAAAGAUAACUUGGAGGAGACUUGGACAAUUGCAAACUCAUUGUGCUGUAUCAGAAAUGAAAAUGAGAUACAGAAUAAGGUCGACAAAUGCGUAGCUGAUCUGCGUCGGCAAGGCAGUCAGACGUCCACUGCUGCUUCACUCUCUCUGCUUUCAAACGCGAAUCCCGUCGCAAGCUCGUCGGCUGUGUCAAUUCAAAGUGAAUGUGCUGAUACCGAGGAGCAGGUGUCGUCGCUGGCGCGGUGCGGCGCGGCGGCCUGGGCGCAGCUGCGCGAGCGCCGCGCGGGGCUCGCGGCCGCGCUCGCUGCGGCCAACGCCGCCCAGCCCGCCUCCCGUGUGCGUGACGCAAGGGCUACGCCACAGUCUAUGCUUGCGCACACAGCGAGCCUUCACUGCACGCUGGCGCUAGAGACGAUGAAGAAUCGCGUUCAUAUCAAGCAUACGCGAUCUCGCUUAGCCAGCUCUGUUACAGACUUGAAUGCAUACCUCUCCGGCGAGGCCUGCGAACUUUUAGUGCUCCGAUGUGAAAAAGCGCGGUCCGAAGCGAGGGUGAAUACAUUACGAGGUUUGCUCCAAGAACUGACCUCACGUAGCGGCAUUUUCAAAACAAAUGGAGAAGACAUAACGGACAAACAGACCACGAUACGACAGAUAGCAACAACUGAUAAGGCAAUUGAAACAAAGAGGGAUGAGUUAAAAAGGCUGCUCGCCGUCUUGUCUAUAACUGAGAGGAAAAUCCACAAUGUUAAGGAGUGUCUUGUUACGGUGUUUAAUAAUUUCCAGAAGGACUCACCGAUUAAUGAUACUUAUCGAGGCAAAGGUAUUCAAGUGGACUUUCCUAAAGAGUCAAUAUCUACACUACGUCAAUUUUAUGAGGAAAGACGCGAAAGGCGCAGAAACAAACCCGAUCUAAGUAUGGAAUUCGAUGUAUCGGAUUACUCAUUCAAUGAUGCUGUUGAUGGCAAUCCAAGAUUUAUUGAUGAAUUAAAAAUCUACCUAAAGAAAUUUAACUUGGAAAAGAACAAAAAGCUUGUCUUAGAUAGCGGUGAGAAAAUCUGGAUAUUUGAGACAGUACAAUCACUGAUAAGCCGCCUCCAUUCACUUUGGUUGUCCGAUGAUGUCUCUUGUUCGCUCAUCUAUCCAUCUGUCGGUCUGCGGAGCUUGUGCCAUCUGGUGAACGACGUGAAAACUAAGGAACUUCUUGAGGGCGUUGUUAAAGAACUAAAUAACGCCGAGGUGAAAAAUAAUGUUGCAAUUGACAUAAACAGCAGGAUAGAGCAAGAAGCAGAAUUAAUUGACAAAAUUAAAAAGCGAAUAGGCGGCAAUCUGACGACAUUGCAACAGAGCGAGAAGACCUUAGAGUUGGGUCAAGAGAACUUGAAGUUUUGGGCUGAUAACGAACUGAAGAAGUAUAUCUCCAACAAUAGGACUGUCGACGGAAAAACUUAUAAAGAUUACGAGGCGUUUUAUUUGGAAUGUCUUAGUUUGAAUGUGUGA
Parnassius mnemosyne (clouded apollo) is the source of this 1983-nucleotide messenger RNA. The record is from the annotation of a GenBank genome assembly. NCBI's taxonomy places the organism in Eukaryota, Metazoa, Arthropoda, Insecta, Lepidoptera, Papilionidae.